UAUAUCUAAUAUAUCUGGCUAUAGCUGCACACCUCCAGGGUUCUACUAAUGUUACAUCUUCCGUCCCUUAGUUCUUUAAUCCUUCCGUCUAUUUUCUUCUUUAUUUUCGUGUGAAGAGUUGUGUGCAGACUGAUGUGCGGGGCUGGAUGGGAUGUGGGGUCCACCAGGCUGGGAGGAGAGAGGCUCGACCCACCUCACCCUGCAGCCUAUAUAUGAGGGACAGAGCUCAGCACUUCAAUAAGGAGGAAUGGAAGAGCUGGAUAAACACAAACAUUGUGGAGUCAUCUGCGUCCUACAGGAGAUGGACUAAGAACAUAUAAACCUCCAGUACUCACACAGAUCUGCCAGAUGUCUCCAAUGGAUCAUAUAGAGGCAGCCGGACCCUGGGAGGACUGGAGGAGCAGCGUCCACCCGGCCCUCCUAUGCUCCUUCGUGUUCCUCAUCUGCCUGGAGGCUUGUCUGUGGGUCCGAGGUCAUGGACAGAAGAAGAGCCCCCCGGGUCCUUUUCCUUGGCCACUGGUGGGCAAUGCCAUGCAGCUAGGACAAAUGCCCCAUCUAACAUUUUGCAAGAUGGCACAAAUCUAUGGAAAUGUCUUCAAGAUAAGGCUGGGCACCCAUGAUAUCGUCGUCCUGAACGGAGAGUCAACCAUCAGACAAGCUUUGGUGAAGCACAGUGCAGAGUUUGCUGGUAGACCCAACUUCCCCUCCUUCAAGGUGAUAUCGGGAGGUAAGAGCAUGGCAUUUAGCACGUACAGUCAUGUGUGGAGAGCUCACAAGAAGAUGGCCCACUCAACCCUUAGAGCCUUUUCCACGCUCAAUACAGCAAGCACCAGGCUCUUUGAGGAACAUGUAGCGUCUGAGGCUGAAGACCUCAUCCGAGUGUUCCUGCACCUCAGUGCUGGGGGUGGGUACUUCCACCCUCACCACGAGUGCACCGUGGCCAUUGCCAACGUGAUCUGUGCCUUGUGCUUCGGUAGACGCUACAGCCACGACGACCAAGAGUUCAAGGCCCUUGUCGGAAGGAAUGAUAAAUUUGGGCAAACGGUGGGAUCCGGUAGCCUGGUGGACCUUCUGCCGUGGCUCCAGUCCUUUCCUAACCCUGUGAGGAGUCUCUAUCAGAGUUUUAAAGACUUGAACGUUGAGUUUUUCGACUUUGUGAAGGAUAAAGUCCGUCAGCACCGAGAGACUUACAACCCUACGGUCACCAGAGACAUGAGCGAUGCCUUCAUAGGGCUCAUUGACCAUGGGGUGGGGGCAGGAGAAGUGCUGAGCAAGGACUAUGUGGAGACUACAGUCAUGGAUUUGUUGGGUGCCGGUCAGGACACAAACUCUACAGCUCUGUCCUGGAUCAUUCUCCUGCUCAUCAAGUAUCCGGAGAUCCAGAAGAAGCUUCAGGAGGAGAUAGACAGGGUGGUGGGGCAGGAGAGGAUGCCCUGUGCGGAGGAUAGAGCCAAGCUUCCUUAUGUCCAAGCCUUCAUCUACGAGUCCCUGCGCUUCAGCAGCUUUGUGCCAUUGACCAUCCCUCACUCUACUACCAGGGACGUCGUCAUCGAUGGCUUCUACAUCCCUAGAGACACUAUAGUGUUUGUCAACCAAUGGUCGGUCAACCAUGAUGUGGACAAAUGGACAAAUCCUGACCAAUUCCAACCCGAAAGGUUCUUGGAUGAGAAUGACCAUCUCAACAAAGACCUCAUCUAUGGAGUGAUGAUCUUCUCACUGGGGAAAAGGAGAUGUAUUGGGGACCAGCUCUCCAUGCUGCAGCUCUUCCUCUUCACCUCCAUCCUCCUGCAUCAGUGUUCAUUCCUAGCGGAUCCCAAAGAGGAGCUGACCAUGAAUGGAAUCAAUGGCCUGGCCAUCAAGCCUGCUCCUUAUAGAGUAUGUGUGAGGGCCCGGGGACCCAAGACUGGACCGGCAUCUCCAUAACAUACAUAUACACCCUACACUUACAUUGCUUGAUAAUGUCUUCCAUGCUGCUGCAGUUUCUGAGGGUUUUACUACAUGCUGGGAGUUGUACUUUUGCAACAGCUGGAGGCACCCUGAUUGGGAAACACUGUUCUAGUAAGUUUUAUACGUCACCCUUAGAGCUGGAGUUGCAAAACUCCAACUCCCAGCAUGUAGUAAACCCUCAGAAGCUGCAGCAGCAUGGAAGAGCAGUACUGAGCAGUGUAAGCUGUGAAUCCAGCUUUGAGGGUGAGAUAAAAAAAAAAAAAAAACUUACUAGAACAGUGUUUCCCAACCAGGGUGCCUCCAGCUGUUGCAAACCUACAACUCCCAGCAUGUAGUAAAACCCUCAGAAACUGCAGCAGCAUGGAAGACAUUAUCGAGCAGUGUAAGCUGUGAAUCCAGCUCUAAGGGUGACUUAUAAAACUAACUAGAACAGUGUUUCCCAAUCAGGCUGCCUCCAGCUGUUGCACAACUACAACUCCCAGCAUGCCCGGAUAGUCAACGGCUGUCCGAGCAUGCUGAGCGUUGUAGUUUUGCAACAGCUGGAGGCACCCUGGUUUGGAAAACACUGCCCUACAACAAUACAAUAACUGACACGAAGGAAACCAAAUAGACAAAUGGUAAAUACUAGUAAAGUGUAUCUGUGUCUGACAACAAAGUCUUCUGGAACCAGACGUGUCCAUAGACCGCGCUCAGUACGAUCGCACUCAUAUUCUGCCAACACCAUCCGAGGAGUCCAAGGUGGUCUACAGCGUCUUAUAGGAAGAGCGGGACACAAUACAGGACCCCGGAGGAGAGGUCUAUGGAGGUCAGGAUGGGGCUGUUAUCUAUAGGGAGAGGAUUCUGCAGCAUUUUAUAUAAUUCUGUCUUCAGUUUGGUUAUUGUUAACUGAAAUAUCUCCUAUCUAUCUAUCUAUAUAUCUAUCUCC
Hyla sarda is the source of this 2872-nucleotide messenger RNA. RefSeq names its product cytochrome P450 1B1-like. Gene Ontology annotation, molecular function: iron ion binding; steroid 17-alpha-monooxygenase activity; heme binding. Bases 349 to 1923 code for a protein of 524 amino acids. The transcript has a single exon. Lineage: Eukaryota; Metazoa; Chordata; Amphibia; Anura; Hylidae. Gene Ontology annotation, biological process: progesterone metabolic process; hormone biosynthetic process. The record is from RefSeq and is a predicted model, not a curated record.